Messenger RNA from Cryptomeria japonica (Japanese cedar), 1407 nucleotides. RefSeq names its product zeatin O-xylosyltransferase. Gene Ontology annotation, molecular function: UDP-glycosyltransferase activity. Bases 1 to 1407 code for a protein of 468 amino acids. The record is from RefSeq and is a predicted model, not a curated record. The transcript has a single exon. Lineage: Eukaryota; Viridiplantae; Streptophyta; Pinopsida; Cupressales; Cupressaceae.
AUGGGUGCAGAUGGAAGUGGUGAGAGAAUGCAAGUGGUGGUGGUGCCACUUCCUGCACAGGGACACCUCAAUGAGAUGCUUCAGUUUUCCAGAGUUAUCGCCGGACGAGGAGCAAGCGUAUCGUUUGUGACCACUUCCACCCAUAUUCACCAAGCCCGUCGCCGUGUUGAGGGAUGGGAUCUUCACAAGUUCGAUAUUCGUUUCGAGGAAUUGCCCAUGCCUCAUCUCACGGACGGAGAGAUCGAUGCUCAGAGUACUCAUUUGUUUCCGUUCCAUUUGAUUCCUCUGUUUGAAGCCGUGGAGGAUCAGCUAGCGUCUCAUGUUGAUCAGCUGCUGAGCACUAUCUGUUCCGAGAACAAUAGUAAAGUGGUUAUCGUCUACGACUCGUGUAUGGGAUGGAUUCAGACUGUGGCUACCAAAUACUCAGUCCCUGCCUAUGUCUUCAGACCCACUGGUUCUUAUUUCAACCUGUGGAUAAAGCGGGUAUGUGACAAGGCAUGGCCCCAUAUUAACAUAUCAUUGAAGCGUUGCUUUCCUGAAAGGUUGAUAAACUAUUUGAGGCGCCAAAGAGCUCUGUCAGCGCCUGCUAAGGGAUGUAUCAUGAACACAUUCAGCGCACUGGAAUCAGAAUUCACUCACCAGGGAAAAGAGGAAUUAGUAUACGAUGGGAAGCCUGUGUGGACUGUGGGUCCUCUUCUUCCGCAGGCCUUCUUCAAUGACGAAUGGCGGUUGCCAUUGAAAGCAGACACAGAGUGCUUGAGAUGGUUAGAUACACAGGCUGAAGGCUCCGUUCUCUACGUUUCAUUCGGCAGUUUAUCUUCUCUUUCAGCCACACAGAUCCGAGAAUUGGCCGACGGAUUGGAACGCAGCGGGCAGCCUUUCUUGUGGGUGCUCAGGAUUUCUGAUGGAGCCCAUUUUUCGACAGAAGUGCAGUUCGGUUCGGCUUGCAAGUUUCUGCAACAAGGGUACGAGAGGCGAUUGGAGGGACGGGGUUUUAUUGCGAGGAAUUGGGUGCCGCAGCUUGAGAUCCUAUUUCACAAGUCGACGGGUGGGUUUUUAACGCACUGCGGGUGGAAUUCGACAUUGGAGAGCAUCAGCGCCGGAGUGGGCAUGCUGGCAUGGCCUCUGCAUACGGAUCAGUUUGCCAAUUCGGCUCUAAUCACUCGGGAGUUGAAAGCGGGCGUGGAAGUGAAAGAAUGGGGAAGUGCAGAGGAAAAUGAGGUGGUUAGUGCGGAGGAGAUUGAGAAAGCAGUGAAACGAUUGAUGGGAAGUGAGGAGGGAAUGCAAGUGCGAAAAAGGGCGCAGGAAUUAAGAGGCGAGGCUCGAAAGGCUGUAGGCGGUGAAGGGUCUUCGUGGAAUGAUAUGGAUUCGCUUCUUCAGCACUUCUCUCAAUCAUUUCCUGAUUAG